Messenger RNA from Hypomesus transpacificus, 3294 nucleotides. RefSeq names its product cysteine-serine-rich nuclear protein 1b (gene csrnp1b). Gene Ontology annotation, cellular component: nucleus. Gene Ontology annotation, biological process: regulation of transcription by RNA polymerase II. The record is from RefSeq and is a predicted model, not a curated record. Gene Ontology annotation, molecular function: DNA-binding transcription factor activity, RNA polymerase II-specific; sequence-specific DNA binding. The transcript has 6 exons. NCBI's taxonomy places the organism in Eukaryota, Metazoa, Chordata, Actinopteri, Osmeriformes, Osmeridae. Bases 376 to 2238 code for a protein of 620 amino acids.
CAGACGUCGGGAGGGAGUUUUCCACUGACGAAUAAGGCUGAGCUACUGAGCAUUCUGCCACGGACAAGAGAAACGCUUUCGCUUGUACGGUGCUCGUGGGCUACAAAAGGCUAACAAAAUCGAGCGGGUCUGUAAGAUCAGUCAACAGAACAAUUGAAUCGUUUGAAUUAUAGUUGAUCUGAUGACAUCACUAAUGGUGAUCGGAUACGUACAUUCUUGGGCAUUUUAGUAGGAUUAAGUAAUCUGGAUUUCCUGCCGAGGCUUCGAAUGUGAGAGACUAUGUUGAUUAUCUGAAGGGCCACUUCCUGUGCAUUGCGGCACACAUUUCCAAACAUCAGAAACGGUUUGACUGUUUCUGUCUGAGAUCGUUCCCCAAUGCUAGCGGCCAUGAGUGGGCUCAUUCUCAAGAGGAAGUACGAGGAGGUGGAGGACGACCCAUGCUACUCCUCGCCAUCCUCACUCUCCUCUUCGGCCUACUCCUGCUGGGACUCAGAGAGCGAGAGCUGCGACUCUGACACACUGGACUCCCCCCCCAGCAACCCCAGCUCCCCUGCCACACAUUUCCACACCACAUCCAUCUUGAAGAAGGCAAAGCGGAUGCGGCGGGAGCGCGGGACCAACGUGACCUUUGACCAGGUGACUGUGUUCUUCUUCCAGCACUGCCAGGGCUUCAUCAGCGUGCCCAGCCGGGGGGGCUGCUCACUGGGCAUGAUGCAGCGUCACAGCGCCCUGCGCACCUACACGCUGGCAGAGUUUGCUGCAGAGCAGAUUGUACUACGCCGCAAGAAACUCCUGGACCGCCUGAGGGAGGAGAAGCUGGAGGCGCUGAAGCUGAAGCUGACCAAGAAUGGCACGCAGGAGAGUGAGGAGGCAGAGCACCUGACCGUAGACGACUUCCCAGAGGAGGAGCUUGACCUUGACCUGGGCACAGCCGGCGCCUGCCAGGACAAUGGCUCCUUCCUGCACCCGUACUCGUCCAAGCGGCGCCAUAUACUCCUCAAAGCUGCUGGCGUCAAGAAGAUUGACAAGGAAGAGAAGAGGCAGUUGCACGAGCUGCGUGUGUCACGUGAAGACUGCGGCUGCAACUGUCAGGGCUUUUGCGAGCCUGAGACCUGCGGUUGCAGCCUGGCUGGUAUCAAAUGUCAGAUGGACCACUCGUCUUUCCCUUGUGGCUGCACUAAGGAAGGCUGCGGAAACACGGAAGGCCGCAUAGAGUUUAACUCCAGCCGCGUGCAGACUCAUUACAUCCACACCAUCAUGAAACUGGAGCUGGAGAAACGUCUGGAGGAGCACUCUGGACCAGAGGAAGAGGAGGGGGAAGGGAAGCUUGAGGUCAAUGGCUUCCAGUUAGACUGCUCUAACCACGGUUACGGCAACAGCUGCAAGCUCCUGGGGCUCCCACCUCAAGCGGAUCAUUCUUGCCUAACAGUUUCUCUCCCCACCGGAACCUCUUUCCACUUCAGCACAGAGCUGGCGGCGGGUGGGGAGAACAGCUGCAGCAGCGACAUGACGGACUCGUCCUCGGGCUCCUCUGCCCAUGAGGACUCUGAGGCAGGGGAGCGUAGCACAGGUGAGGAAUGCUUCCCGCUGGGCGUGGAUGAGAGCAGCCUAAGCCGCAUCCUGAGGUUCAGCAACGCUUACAAUAAAGACUGUACCGUCAACUGCAGGGGUGUGACAAACUGCCUCAACAACAACUGCCAUGAGAAGCAGCAAGCUCUGCAGCAGUCGUCCUUGUUCGGAGGCUUCAGCUCGGCAGAGUUCCCUGAUAAGAAUGAAAACUUUGAUGCCGCUCUAUUAGACUCUACAGAUGAUCACAUGGGUAGUCGGGCAGCAACAAUAUCGGAACUGUUGGACGAGAACGCCAACCAGGGCAAUGGUCUCUUCCACAGUGGCAGUGUUCCACGCACACCCUCACCGUCCUUUGACCAGUCAGUCAGCUAUGGCAUGGACCUGAGCUUGUCCUCCGAGUCAGACCUGGAGUUUUUUUAUGGCUUCCCUUGUCUGGGGCCGAGCUCGCUCUACAGCUCCCUUAAAGAAUACGAACACAUGGACAAUUUCUUUCAGUCCCAGAUGCCUAGUUACCCCAGCCUCCUUCAGGCCAGUGACCCGGUGACCUGCCUUCUGGAGUCUCUGGUUGGCCUGUCAGAAUCUGUCCCAGAACCCCCUGCUACUUUUACAGACAAUCAGUUGUUAGAGGAAGCCUUCAAGCUUUCUGUUAUGGAAUCUGUGAAAGGGUAACACGACAUAAUGUUCAUAGGAGUUGAAAAUACGAAAUGAAAAGGGGGGGGUGAGGGCUGUCAGUGCACAAACUUGUCACUUGAUGUCAAGUAAUGUCAAACUUGUCACAAACUUGUUUUUGAUGUUUACGGUUUAAAGCUGUGGUCUCCCUCUAGCUUAUAACUUUCACAAUUCCAUACUUGCCUUCCAAAUGUGAGCAAAACAGUGUUGGGAUUAAUGAGAUGCGAAAUUACAUUUCAGUUAAGAGUCCGUGUAGGAAAUACAAGAUCAAUUUGGUCGUUUUGAAAUGAUCUUAAGAGCGAUACUGCCUGUCAAAUCCUCCAUCCAAAAGGUGUUGUGCAUAAGCCUCGUUGGUGUCAUGAGGGAAUAUUUGUCGAAUGUGCACCUCAGGGACUUUUUGUAGCUUUUAAAAGCUGUAUUGUGACUGAUGCUGUGUUUAGGAGUGGGCCUACCUUGAAACUGACACGGUCAUGAUGUUGACCCCUACAUGGGUGUAUGGCUCUGUCACAGUUGACUUGAGUAGAUGGGGGUCAACUCUGCUAUUGAUUCUAAAGGGCAGUCAUCAUCCUCAAAAUGCCCCCAAGGCAUGAGACAAGGUACAAAUAUUGUCCCAACGACUCUUAAAUUAGCACUGUAUGUUAUAUAAUAAUGAUGAAUUUAGUGUGUUCAAGCAAAAAGAAGCCAAGAUUUGUUUUUCUGCCUGAAUGCAGAAUUCAUGCCUGCUUCAACCCUGCCCCCAGAGAACCAACCUUUGAUUCUCUGGGAUGGAUUCAACAGUUGAGGAUAGGGUCAUUAUUCAUGAGAUACUACAAAAUGAUGAGAUACUACAAAAUUAUUACAGUUGAAAGUGAUGUUCAAAACAGAAGCUGAAAUAUAUUAUGUUUAUUUUAUAUUUAUUUAAUGCAUAAUGUUAUUGUAUUUGUUUCAUAUGAUGACCUAUAUAAUUCGUAUUGAAGGAGCACCAUGGUUUGAAAUGUUUUACCCAGAAGUGCUAUCUCCUUAUCAAUCCCCCCCCCACCCCCAUUAUAUAUAUAUGUUUCUAUAUAUAUAUAUAUA